Drosophila montana is the source of this 931-nucleotide messenger RNA. RefSeq names its product Companion of reaper (gene Corp). The record is from RefSeq and is a predicted model, not a curated record. NCBI's taxonomy places the organism in Eukaryota, Metazoa, Arthropoda, Insecta, Diptera, Drosophilidae. The coding region runs from base 169 to 798 and encodes 209 amino acids. The transcript has 2 exons.
GAAGACAGCGCGCGCCAACUUUCAUUCAUUCGAGCGUCGGCAUUGCAAGUGAGCGCAUCACGCACAAAGAACAAAAGCCAAUUGAGAACCGGCAAUAAAAAAAAAACAACAUAACAGUAACAGUUAUUCGGAACGCAAGCGUCAUCAUCGAAUUUCAAGAUAUUGGAUAUGAAGAGCUGCCUAAAGAUCAGUUUUCACGGCGAAGUCAGUUUCGUCAUUUGCGAGGCAGGCAGCAGCUACGAGCAAAUCAUUGCCCAAGCCUGUGCUCGCUUUCACAUACCCGAGGCCCAGCGUGCCGGCCUGGUGCUAACCAAUGGCCAGGGCUACGUGUUUGAGCAGCAGCUAUUGGAGUACUUUCUGCUGCUGUUCCCCUGCCCCGAGUUAUUGUUCUAUCUGCGUCUAGACUGGCAAAAAUUGCGUCGUGCCCUGAUCGAGCCCGUCAAGCGGCGACGCUCGGCAGAUGACAUCCGCGAGAUUCAACCGGACGUUCCGGAUGGAACGGACUAUGUGGCGGUACCUGUGCAUCGCCAGAACUGUUUUAUAGGCGCAUUGCCUAGCAGCGCUCCAGUUGCUGCUGCCGUGAGUCGCCAGAAUUGCUUUCUCCGCGCACAACUGCAGGAGCAGCAGCAACAAUCGGCUUCGGUUGUGCUGCACAGACUCAGGCAGGAGCAGGCACGACCCGAGUCUCAGCCCAAACGGAUGCGUCUUCAGCUGUACAAGAAAUCACGACGAUCGCUUCCUAGCGCUGGCCCCCAUUCGGCUCUGCUAGCAACUGCAACACGCUCAAUACGCAUCUAAUCGUACGGAGCACCUAGUCUGUCCAAGACAAAGUUGUAUAUAGAACCUUUUUUUUGCGUCUAGCAUUAAGGUCGAACCACAGUCCCUAGCAGAUAAGUAACCCAUUAAUAAAAACUACAUUACAAUCCGAAAA